AUGGAGGAUCUGGAGCAGCCUGACGGUCCACCAUCGACAUACGCAGGUCCAGAGCCGCAAGGCAACGACGAUCCGCAAGAUCCUCUGCGCCCAGACAUUGAGGAAGAGAACGGGGCGGUAGGCACGCCGCCCAUGGCAGACCCAUACGCCGACAUGGAGACGCGCGAGGACGACGAGCAUCCAGCGACCCCAAACGGCAGCAAGGACGACGAGGCUGAGAACGCAGACGGCAAUCCCGAUAACACAGGCGCAGCCGCUGAAGACGACGACGAUCUCGAAUCUGAACUCGAGGAGCUCGAUGACAAAGAGUUUGAGAACUUCGACCCUUCAGCGCUGAAUAUUCCGGACAAGCCUAUUGAUGUGGAUGAGAGCAACGUCGGUCUUCUGGGUGUGCAUAAGCGGAAGCGUACGGACGAGGAGCAAGCAGAGUACGAUGCGCGGAAGAAGAAGCGGAAGGAAAAGAAGAGUAGGCGCCGACGGGGCGGCGAUGAAGAUGACUUUGAGGGUGGAGAGGAAGUUGAUGGGAAGAGGAGCAGGAAGAGCAAGGCGGGAGCUGAUGGACGCAAGUCCAAGGCCGGUCGGGCGAGAACGCCUGAAGAUGAGGAGAAUCUCUCUCCGGAAGAGCGUGAGUACACCGAUCCUGAUGAAAGUGAUCUUCCGAGGUGUGAUACUAAUCGCUAUGCACAGGCCGCCGCCGUGCGCUCGACCGCAAAAUGGACGAGGCACUCAAGACGAACCGUGUCUCCCGUCGUAAAGCUGCGCAGGACGCCGAAGAGCGCGCCGAUGCUGAGAUUGAAACCAUGCGCUCCCGCAUAAUACAGGCCUGCCAAAAGGACCAAGAAGCACGCGCACGGGGCGAAGUCGCAACCGCCAAAAUUGAAGUCCUCCCCGCCGUCGUUGAACUCAUGAACCGCAACACCAUACAAUCGCAACUGGUCGACCCCGAAGUCAACAUGCUUGAAGCUAUCCGUUUCAUGCUCGAACCAGCAGACCAGGACGCUGCUCUUCCCAACUACCAGAUCCAGCGCGAACUUUUCGCAAUCCUCGGCCGGUUGAACAUGAGCAAGGAGACCUUGAUAUCGUCAGGCAUCGGCAAGAUCGUUCUCUUCUACACCAAGUCCACACAACCACAACCCGACAUCAAGCGCCAGGCCGAGCGUCUGACGGGAGAAUGGAUGCGCGUCAUCCUCAACAAGAGCAAGGAUCGUCGCAAUCUGCACAUCCAACAGCGUCAAUACGACCCUCUCGUGGCCCAAGCCAGCCAGCGCUCCGCUGCUUCUUCACAAGCGAAUCGCGCUGCGAUUGCUGCUGCUGAGAGACGUAAGAGAGACGCGGGUACUGGUCCCACCAAUCGGGCCAGGGUUGAAGGUGGCGUUGGUACUUACACGAUUGCGCCGGUGAGCAAUUUGAGUAAUGCCCAGGGCGUGAGUGCGAGAAAGUUGGGAGCCAGCGGCGAGGAGGCCUUCAGAAAGAUGCAGGCGAGAAGUCAGAUGAAGAAGCAGAGAUAA
Messenger RNA from Lecanosticta acicola, 1508 nucleotides. NCBI's taxonomy places the organism in Eukaryota, Fungi, Ascomycota, Dothideomycetes, Mycosphaerellales, Mycosphaerellaceae. The record is from the annotation of a GenBank genome assembly.